CCUUAAUCCUCUCUUUCUUCCUUACUGCUCUCUUUCUUUUCCUCUGUCGACUCAUCCCUCUGUAGAUUGCGCCUCCUCAUCUCUCUGCCGCCACGCCUCUCUCAGUCGAUCGAAACUCUCUCUGUCAUCGACUCGUCUCUCUGUCUCCGAGCCUUGCCUCGUGUCUCCUCUCUUUAAAUUGCAGUGUGAUCGAGAUUGGGGAUAGUUAAAAUUGUUCGUAAUGUUGGGCUAGAAUCCGUGGCUUGCAUUGAUGCCUUGAUGGUCUUUAGCCUGUAAAAGAGAGGUGAACUGUAAGACGGUUCAAGCCCUUCUGGUCAAGUGUUGAGCAAUGGCAAAAGGUUUGUUAUGGGCAACAGCAGAGGAUCUGGCAAAGAACAGAGGUCGGGUUCUCUCUCUUUAUCGCCAAUUAUUGCGCAGUCUUAACUCUCCAGAACUGCCACUCAAUUUAGCAGCAAGGCUGGCAAAGAAGGCACAGGUUCGUACCAUUUUCAUGGUGGCGUCCGAGGAGAGAUCACUCCAUAACAUCGAAGAUCUUUUCGAUGCCGCUGAGUACUCCCUCUCCCUGUUGCGAAAAGGUGAAAUUCCUAAAUAUAUUAUAUAAUCUUUGUUUGUUUCUUAAACUGGAUGUGUCAAUUUGUAACGGGAAAUCCUGGAAUGCUCAAGGAUAUGUAACAGGAAAAAUAAUGAAUGAUUUGAAGCAGCAUGGAACAUGGAUGGAAGUUAUCAAUAGUAGCUUAGCUCUUUAGAACUGCUAUUCCGCUAAUCUUAGUAUUUAUGUACUAGUUCAGUUCAGGAUAUAAAAAUGUUAGGGAAAAGAAUCUGCACUUUUGUU
Molecule: messenger RNA, 832 nt
Organism: Tripterygium wilfordii
Lineage: Eukaryota; Viridiplantae; Streptophyta; Magnoliopsida; Celastrales; Celastraceae
Exons: 2
Coding region: 329-601 (90 amino acids)
Source: RefSeq, a predicted model, not a curated record